AACUCAUGAGAACAAUGUCAGUUGGGUUUAGUAGUUGUAAAAUUUCAAAUGUGAUUUGUUGACUUUCAUCUGCGGUAUAAUGUGCAUUUGUUCAACUCGUGUACUCAAAUACAGUCUUUUGGCAUUCAUACAUAUUGCCGCAGGAUUUAAUGGCGCGCAAAUAGCAAAGGACAUCACUUUAAUGGAUAAACUGGUGGGUCACCAUCAUGUUAUACUUAUUAUAAGUUUAGCACUCUGUGUCAUUAUACUAGUUGUUCUCUUAGUUGCCAUAUUUGCAGCGAUUCGUAAUCACAUAUUGGCUUUAAACGUGACUCUCAUUAUCCUGAUUAUUAAGGUUGUAGCAAAGGCGGUUAUCGUAAUUGUGUGCACAGUAACCAUAGAAACAAGUAUAGCAAAUACUGCCGCCCAUCUUUGGUUCUUUCUGUGCUGGAAAUUUACGACUUGCUGUAUGAUCUUAAAUCUUUUCUAUUAUAUGCGGCUAACAGAGCCUUCAAGUGAAGCUGUCUAAUUCCUAUUAAGGAAAUUUAUUGCUUUCUUCAAUCUUCAGCAGGAUGUGCUUUUGUCCCACAAUUGUUCUCAA
This is a messenger RNA of Drosophila teissieri, 580 nucleotides long. RefSeq lists its product as uncharacterized. The coding region runs from base 80 to 508 and encodes 142 amino acids. NCBI's taxonomy places the organism in Eukaryota, Metazoa, Arthropoda, Insecta, Diptera, Drosophilidae. The transcript is spliced from 5 exons. The record is from RefSeq and is a predicted model, not a curated record.